Toxorhynchites rutilus septentrionalis is the source of this 2169-nucleotide messenger RNA. RefSeq lists its product as uncharacterized. NCBI's taxonomy places the organism in Eukaryota, Metazoa, Arthropoda, Insecta, Diptera, Culicidae. The transcript is spliced from 3 exons. Gene Ontology annotation, molecular function: aspartic-type endopeptidase activity. Gene Ontology annotation, biological process: proteolysis. The record is from RefSeq and is a predicted model, not a curated record. The coding region runs from base 1 to 2169 and encodes 722 amino acids.
AUGGCAAUCGAUCUUCUGAAUGGCUUCUUUCAAGCAGGCCGCCAAUACGUCAUAGAAAGACGGAAGCUUCGCCAGAUCAAGCAACAGGAAGGGGAAAAGUUCUCCCAUUUCCUUCUAAGACUUCGACAGCAAACUAGAAACUGUGGGUUUGAACAACAUUCCAGCGAAGUCAGUGAGAUUCUGAAGGAAAUAUACCUAACAGACGUUGUUGUAGAAAACUGCCGGUCGGAUGAUUUGAGAAGAAGCAUUUUGAAAAAGGAUCGUUCUUUAAGCGAGAUAGAGGAGAUUGCUGCGAGUAUCGAAGACACCGAGUUGCAAAUGUUGAACUUGAAAAAACCGCCACCUGCUCUUGAAGAACAUGCUGCUUAUGAAGUCAGUAAUGUAAGAAACUUGAAACGAUCUCCUCCACCAACUAUUCGACCUACGGUUUAUGGAAGAGGGGAUAAGAGAAUAUCCCCAAGAUCAGAAGAGCGAUCUGAUUUUUACAAUCUCGCUGAUAAGAACAAGUCUUCUUGUUUCGCGUGUGGUGAACAUGGCCAUUUUGCGAAAUCUUUCAAUUGUCCAGCACGAGGUCAGACAUGUCGCCGAUGUCGGACAUGUCGCAAACGGAAGAUUGACAUGAAGGUGAUUGCCAAUCCCAAAAGAGUUUAUAAUAUGGAAAGGGUUGAUCCUGUUACGCCAACGACGGAAAACAAUCAGAAGGAGGAAAAAGUGUUUUAUGCAUUCUAUGGUGGAAAUACGACAAAUGUUCUUCCAGGAAUAUUUGGUGGUGUAUCUGUGCAGCUUCUAGUUGACUCCGGUGCCGAUGCAAAUUUGAUUAAACCAGAAACAUGGGAAAUGAUGAAAAGAAAUCUAGUUCGGGUCAAGAAUUCUAUAAAAGGUUCCUCUAAAGUCUUGAAAGGUUAUGGUAGUAACAAGUCACUUACCAUUGUUGGUUCAUUUGAAGCUGAGAUAAUAGUGGGAAAGGCGAAAACGGAUGCGGAAUUUUUCGUUGUACAAGGUGGACAGCGUGACAUCCUGGGCAAUAAUACAUCUAAACAGCUUGGCGUCCUUAAGGUGGGCCUACAUGUAAAUGAGAUUGACAUGAAGAAAAAACCAUUCAGCAAGAUCAGUGGGGUGCAAGCUGAGAUCCAUACGAAGCAACAUGUGAAACCGGUUUUUCAACCAUUACGUCGUGUACCAAUUCCCAUGGAGGAAGCAGUGAACAAGAAGUUGGAGGAACUCUUGGACCGUGACAUAAUCGAAGUUAAGCAAGGGCCAACUACAUGGGUAUCACCACUUGUAGUAGUUGGAAAGGCAUCAGGUGAACCACGAAUCUGUUUGGAUCUUAGACGAGUAAACGAGGCGAUUGUACGUGAGCGUUUCCCUAUGCCUGUUGUGGAGGAGUACUUGGCACGACUUUGUCAUGGGAAAGUGUGGAGCAAGUUAGACAUAAAAGAAGCGUUUCAUCAAGUCGAACUUGCUGAAGAGUCGAGAGAUAUUACUACAUUUAUAACCAAUCGGGGUCUGUUCCGCUUUAAAAGGCUCCCCUUCGGGUUGGUGAGCGCUCCCGAGAUUUUUCAGAGAAUCAUGGAAGAGAUAUUGGCGGGCUGUGACGGAGACCGAAACAUUGCCGAUGCACUUUCAAGGUUAUCAACGACAAGUGCUGUACCAUUCGAUCUUAAGGAAGAGGUUUUUAUCCGGGAAGUGGUGGAGCAUGCUGCUACUGCCUCUGCACUCAAAUGGGAAGAAAUUGAGGAAGCGAGCAAACAUGAUGAUGAGUUAAGUGAAGUGGGGCGAAUGAUUCAAGAAAAUGAUCACCGAAACUUACCGUUGGCAUUCAAAGUACUGGCAAACGAACUUUGUGUGGUGAAUGGGGUUCUGAUGAGAGUGGAUCGCAUAAUCAUACCUACCAAACUUCGGGAAAGAGUAUUAAGUUUAGCUCAUGAAGGACAUCCAGGUAUGCGACUGAUGAAAAGCCAUCUGAGGGCAAACGUUUGGUGGCCGAAUAUGGACCAACAGGUAGAAAAGUUCGUGAGGCAAUGUAGAGGAUGUUCACUGGUGGCAGCGCCGGGUGCUCCUGAACCGAUGACUCGGAAAGAACUUCCGAAUCAACCGUGGGUAGAUAUUGCAGCGGAUUUUCUUGGUCCGUUGCCAGAUGGACAAUAUCUUCUGGUAGUGAUUGACUAA